Messenger RNA from Formica exsecta, 1154 nucleotides. RefSeq names its product RWD domain-containing protein 2A. NCBI's taxonomy places the organism in Eukaryota, Metazoa, Arthropoda, Insecta, Hymenoptera, Formicidae. The coding region runs from base 222 to 1103 and encodes 293 amino acids. The record is from RefSeq and is a predicted model, not a curated record. The transcript is spliced from 3 exons. Gene Ontology annotation, molecular function: protein binding.
UUCAGUCGACGAGUAUCAGCUGACGUAUCAGCUGAUCUUUUGAUAACCUCAACGUAAUCGUUGAAAGCACUCUCGUACACGUAAACAAAUAGAGAGUCCGAACGAUAUCAGUGUACCAGUAUUUAUCAUCUCAGUUCGACCGAGCUGAAUAAAAAAAAUCAUCAAAAAUGCAGUGAGACGGACGGAUAUAUUAUUCUAUUGUAUGAGUCGGCGUUCAAAACAUGUCCAGUCCAGGAGAUGUGACGGAAAAUCUGACGGUACAAGUGAACGAGCUGCAAGCUUUGCAGUCCGUCUACCCGAACGAGCUCAUCGUGGCGGACUAUGGGGUUUUGGCUGACAUCAACGAAUACAUUGAGCGCCCUGAUCGAGAACCACCCCGAUGGUUGGAAUACGCUAUCGCGAUCCCAUUGAACGGUAGGAAUAUUGAGCUGCUAAUCAACUUGCCAACCAACUAUCCACAAGAGCAGCCUGAUGUCUAUGUGAGAAGCUCUUGCUUGGAUAGAACGCAACAGUGCCUACUGAACAAGGAGUUGUCUAAUAUUGUCAAAGCCCAGGAAGCAGGGGAGCCUUGCAUUUAUACAUUGAUAUCGUGGCUGCAGGAUAAUGCGGAAACUUAUCUCGAGGCUUCCGCGUGUAAUCAAGCAAUUAAAUGUAAUGACACAACUAAGAAUGACAUGGAAGAGACACGGACUGUGGCAACUUUCUCCAGAUAUUGGAUUUACAGUCAUCACAUAUACAGCAAAUUUAAACGACGAGAUGUAGCGAAUUUGGCAAAGGAGAAUUCCAUCACAGGAUUCUGCUUAGCUGGCAAACCUGGAAUCAUUUGCAUGGAGGGAAGUCGGGAAGAUUGCGACUAUUGCUGGCAAAAAAUUAAAGCUAUGAACUGGCACAGGAUAUUAAUAAAAUUAUUGGAAAAAGAGGAAGAUUGCAAUGACGUGGACAGCAUGCGCAGGUUUACAGAUUUUCAAGAGGUCUCCUUUCCUACCACUGAACGUCACAAUGAUAUGGGUCAACUUCUCAAAUAUCUAACAGAUCAUAACUGUCAGCAUGCAUUUAAGGAACUUUUUGGUAUCGAAGGAAAGUUCAACAAAUUCUCAGAUUGAUAUAAUUACAUUAAAAUAUAUUCUUAUAUAUAUAAGAAUAUUAAUAUUAAA